This is a messenger RNA of Boeremia exigua, 282 nucleotides long. RefSeq lists its product as uncharacterized. The record is from RefSeq and is a predicted model, not a curated record. The transcript has 2 exons. Lineage: Eukaryota; Fungi; Ascomycota; Dothideomycetes; Pleosporales; Didymellaceae. Bases 1 to 282 code for a protein of 93 amino acids.
AUGGGCGCGCUGAAUCUCGUCCCGCUGCUCAUCCUGUUCCUCGUCGUCGGCGGCAUGGGCUGGGUCGGCUACCAGAUCUACCUCUACUCCAACCAGCUCGCGGAGCGCGGCGUGCGCAAGAUGGAGAAGAAGAACGUCGUCUUCACCAAGGACGGCGCGCGCGUCGGCGUCAAGGAGGUCAGCGCCGAGCAGUAUGCGGAUAGGACGCAGCGCGCGUUUGUCAAGACGUGGAAUUCGGCGCAGGAUAGUCCGCAGACGGGGCACGCGACGAGGAGGGCGUGA